ACAGACCGGAAGUGGAUGUGAAUAGUGGUUGUCUAGAGGAAGCGGGGCGAGGCAGUUAGUACAGCUAACACCGGGUACAGAAGGCAGAAGAGACCCCGCAAAGGGGAUUGAGGAGUGUCCGGUGCUGUUCUCGGCCUCACACCGGCUCCACCAUGGGGUGUACACUUAGCGCCGAGGAUAAGGCGGCGGCCGAGAGGAGUAAAAUGAUCGACAAAAACCUGCGUGAAGACCGUGAAAAAUCAUCCAAGGAGGUCAAACUAUUGCUACUAGGUGCUGGAGAGUCUGGAAAGAGCACAAUUGUGAAGCAGAUGAAGAUUAUUCAUGAAGAUGGCUACUCAGAGGAAGAAUGCAGACAAUACAAAGUUGUUGUGUAUAGUAACACGAUCCAGUCCAUCAUUGCAAUAAUAAGGGCCAUGGGAAGACUGAAAAUCGAUUUUGGGGAUGUAGCAAGAGCUGAUGAUGCCCGUCAACUGUUUGUGUUGGCCAGCAGUGCAGAGGAAGGGGUGAUGUCAGCUGAGCUUGCUGGUGUUAUAUUGAGGCUUUGGAAGGAUUCUGGGGUGCAGGCCUGCUUCUGUCGGUCUCGGGAAUACCAACUUAAUGAUUCUGCUGCAUAUUAUUUGAAUGACCUGGAGAGGAUAUCUCAGGCAAAUUACAUUCCUACCCAACAGGACGUGCUGCGGACACGGGUUAAAACCACAGGCAUCGUGGAAACUCAUUUCACCUUCAAGGACCUGUACUUCAAAAUGUUUGAUGUGGGAGGUCAGAGGUCAGAGAGAAAGAAGUGGAUUCAUUGCUUUGAGGGUGUUACUGCAAUCAUUUUUUGUGUGGCACUGAGUGACUAUGACCUAUUGCUGGCUGAGGAUGAAGAGAUGAAUCGGAUGCACGAGAGUAUGAAGCUCUUUGACAGCAUUUGCAAUAACAAGUGGUUCAUAGACACCUCCAUCAUCCUUUUCCUUAAUAAGAAGGAUCUAUUUGAGGAGAAAAUAACUAGGAGCCCUCUAACUAUAUGCUACCCUGAGUACUCAGGAUCUAACACAUAUGAGGAGGCUGCCGCCUAUAUUCAGUGCCAGUUUGAGGACCUGAACCGAAGAAAAGACACAAAAGAGAUUUACACACAUUUCACAUGUGCCACAGACACAAAGAACGUGCAGUUUGUGUUCGAUGCAGUGACAGAUGUCAUCAUCAAAGCAAAUCUGAUGGAGUGUGGCCUAUACUAGACUCUGUGAGAUGCUGUGGGUGAGAGAGGCACUCUCGUCUUUGGUCGUGUUGCAUGAGGGGAGAUUAAUCCAAGCACAAACCUUUUUUUUUUAAGCCCCUCCCCAUCCAGCACAUGCAACUCCCUAAAUUGACUGUCACUGGCCCUGGAACUGAGCCCCCCACCACUUUUUUUUUAUAAUACAAGUUACCACUAUCUGAUUAAUUCUAGUAUUCUUCUCACCCAGAAAACCUGGACUGUUACCGAUCCUGCUGUGUGAGGCCAACACUUCCUGCCUCUUGCCAUUGCAACCGAAGGGGACCAUGGGGUGCUAGCAAUGUUUCUUUUCUUUUGAAGGAAACAAGAUUUUUUUAAUGCUUGCCUCUGCUGAACAGUUUCCACUUUGUGACAUUUUCUGUUCAUGUCUGGAUCUCUCCUUUAUGCAGAACAUUACUGAUCUCCAAAGUCUCAGUCAUUAACCCAUGGAUGCUGGACACUGUAACUUUUGAUGCACUCGCCAUCAUUAACCCACUCUGUGCCAUUGUGUUUUAUACUAAAGCUACUUCACUCCGUACUGGCAGCUCUAUUUUUUUUCUUGUAAUUCUCUGCAGGUCAUCUCAUAUUUUUAUUUUUGUUUUGUUUUGUUUUUUAAUUCGAUUUUGCACUUUGUUGUGCUGUCUUACCUCCUGAUUCUUUUUGGUUAAACUGAUUUACCUGCCUGUGCUGCCAAUGUCAAUAAUGAAACUGUCACUCCCUUACUGUGCUGUCACUGUGACGGGCUCUCUAUACCUGCAGCCUGCAUGCAUUCCUAUAUCUGGUGCCAUACCACAAAUCCAUAGGCCUUUUCCCUGUUUUUUAUACAUUCCUUUUUGUGUAUGGGCUGCACACUGAAUAACUGGUUCUUGUUGUUCACACUCCAGUUCAUUGCUGUGUUUUACUGACUAACAUAUCUUUGUUUAGUUUUUUUUCCAUCCACAAUAACUCCAGUUUGUUGCUCUACACACUUAACUUCUGUUCAUUACAAAUGGACAACUUGAUUGUUCACAGUAUUAAAAUGGUGAGACAUGC
Molecule: messenger RNA, 2263 nt
Organism: Bombina bombina (fire-bellied toad)
Lineage: Eukaryota; Metazoa; Chordata; Amphibia; Anura; Bombinatoridae
Gene: GNAI3
Product: G protein subunit alpha i3
Exons: 9
Coding region: 153-1217 (354 amino acids)
Biological process (GO): adenylate cyclase-modulating G protein-coupled receptor signaling pathway
Cellular component (GO): heterotrimeric G-protein complex
Molecular function (GO): G protein-coupled receptor binding; GTP binding; GTPase activity
Source: RefSeq, a predicted model, not a curated record